Molecule: messenger RNA, 2222 nt
Organism: Hylaeus anthracinus
Lineage: Eukaryota; Metazoa; Arthropoda; Insecta; Hymenoptera; Colletidae
Gene: sing
Product: protein singles bar
Exons: 4
Coding region: 665-1219 (184 amino acids)
Cellular component (GO): membrane
Source: RefSeq, a predicted model, not a curated record
CCUUCGAGAGUCCUUCACCUAUGAAAUUCUCUUUGUGAAACGAACAUCCCCGUUCGGCUGUUUCUUUUUUUAAAUAUUUCCUGUGUGACGGCUGUGGAGCCAACGAGACAUACGUUCUGGCGUGGCACGUGCCAGAAAUAGACGUCUGUCUGUAUUCCUCCGCGUUGCAUGCUACGCGGGGGGUGCAACGACAUUUAAACGUUCUGGAUCAACUGGUGAAACACCCUCAGUUUGUUGGAAAGCGUUCACGAACGCGUCCACGGUUCCUUUUUCUCGUCGCUUGAAAUAUCCCGUUCGGUUUGCUCAGUUAUCUACAUUCAACGGUUAUUCGUUUGCGUUUCGUUGCCCUAAAGCCCUAAACAGUUGCAGCCCGUGUCUGGAGCCUCACCGAAGAUCACCCGUGUCCGAUCCAUUGGCUCAUGCUCUGUAACGAUGCGAAUGAAUCGCCGUUUAACCAAUUAGAGCGACCGAAUCAAGGAUCCGGGCGUGCUACGAGACGGUUCAAUGAACUUGUUAAUUGCCGAGACCCAACGGUUUGAUAACGGAUACUCUCGCGAAACCUUGGACGUCCUCGAGUGAAGGUUGAUCCGACGCAGGGCGCAACGAGGCCUCGAAAUCGCGCUAUUCAGUGGCUGAUAGAUAGAUCUUUGCGACGGCGGCCGUGAUGGGCAGGAACGGGGCGGGUCCGAUGAUCAGGAUGUCCUCCGCCAGCACCCACGCAUCUGGAGGUGUCGCGUGUUGCUUCUGCAGAUGUUGCACGUGCAUACACGUGGAAUUCCUCAAGACCAUGCCGGGAAUGUUGAAGCUUUGCGAAGCGGUAAUCAGUGGCCUGAUACAGAGCUUGUUAAUUAACUACGGUUUGAGAUACAGCACAACGAUCGGCUCGGCUUUCGAGGGGUCUUUGACCACAUCUUCGGCUUGUUUCCUGACCUCGGCGGUACUGCUUGCCUGCUACAUCGUGUCCGAAAAAUCGUACAAACUGAUCAGAUCGUCCCUUUUUGAAAUGAUGUUCAACGCUUUAGCCUCGUUCUUGUACUUGAGCUCAGCAUCGUAUUUGGCAUUCUCGACAAAGGUAUUUCUUUUACCGGAAUAUCACCUAAUACCAGGCUUCGACGUGUAUCCUGCAAUGACGGCCGCUUAUAUGUUGAGCGGCUUUGUUGGAGUAGUGCACGGUGCCGAUGCGUAUUUCUCCUACGUACAUUACAGAACCGGAAGAUAAAUGGGAUAAAAUACAAGAUUAACAAUAAGAAUCGGUCUCUAUUUAAGAAGAUUAAGCGAGCAAUGUAAUUCACUUUAAAUUGCAAGUCAUACGAAGGUAGAGACUCUGCAACAGGUAGUCGUCUACCGUACCUGUUUGCUUGCCUUGUUGGAACAAUUGACAAUGACUAACAACGUGUUCUAUUUCAUUACCAAUAACAUCUUCGAUUCCCUUAUGUUAAUAAUGCUUUGCAUAUUCGAAGGUCGAGGCGCUGCAAAGAUCAUUAUUUCCUUUGCACGUUGGAAUAUUUGUAACGCACGUGCGUUUUGAAAAUCACGUUGAAAACGUCGCCGUCGAUGGUACUUAUUUAAACAAUAUAAAACAAAAGCAAAUAUUUGGCGUUUUAUCUUUUCCAACCAUACAUAAUGCCACCGAUGCACUGUAAAAUUUACAAACAUUUGCAGCCUAUCUGCUUCAGAUACCAAAUUUCAAUGUUCUCGAAAAUUUUCUGCAAUCUUUCGCAAUUUUCUGUUUACGAAAUUCCUUGGGGAAUAAUGUUUACGGAAAGAAGUGUCGUACGGAUUUACAUACACGUCUCUUAAUUAUGUAAACACAGAUAAAUCAGUGUCGUAGGAUCUAUUCGAAAGGGAAUGGAACGAUUAGUACAGUACUCGAUAAAACCUUUAGUUUCUCAUACGAAAACACGAAUAAUUGAGGUAUCUUCAAAUAACAAAUAAAAAAUGAAUGAAAUUUUAUUGCGUACAAUUGUAAAAUCGCAAUUUGUCAAAUAUGCUUAAACUGUCUGUUAUUGAAUAAUUUUCCUCAAUCAAACAUAAUGCAGAACAGACGUCGAUUUUAAAAAUCUUUUUCUUUCUUUCGACCGGUGUUUGUUCAUGACUGUUUUAAAAGAACCUGAACGUUAUCGGGACGGAGUCACUCGAAAAAUAUUUAUAUUUAAAUUCUGGAAUUCGUACUAUUACAAUUAUUCAGUAUUAAGAAAUAUGAUCGAUAUACUUCUACUAAU